Messenger RNA from Tuber aestivum (summer truffle), 2031 nucleotides. NCBI's taxonomy places the organism in Eukaryota, Fungi, Ascomycota, Pezizomycetes, Pezizales, Tuberaceae. The record is from the annotation of a GenBank genome assembly.
UGAAAGGGAGAGAGAGGCAGAAAGCUGGAGAAAUCGGACGCCAUUAGGGUUAGGGUUAUAUUAGUGUCUUGGCGCGGCUCCAAGGACAUAAUGCCAAGCUAUCAUAUUUUCAGCAUGCCGGGUCACCCGGAACCUUACCUACUCGAGCAGGUCAAGGGCGAACAUAGUAUCAUACGGUAUCAUAUGCGCUCCGGACCGCUCGUACCUUACCGAACUACCGGUAUCCCCGUUCAACCCCUUCGCAGAACAGAACAAAAGCUCUAUUAAAGGGCAAGAUACGAGUAUACCCCCCUAUUGUUAUGGAUUUUAACCACCUCAAGGAGCGAGGAAAGAAACCACCACUGAUCCGAUCCAAUACCGGAAACCUGGGAUCAUCCAAACGUCACCAAAUCCUACAGAAAAGCCCCUCUUUAUCCCUUCCGUUCCACCUCCACCGAAACCAUGAGGAUACCUCACGCUCGAAGGUCAUGCCAACUUCACCAGGUGUAGAGACCUAUAAUCACGAAUACCAACCAAAUCAACACUCGGUCUCGCUACCGUCCAGUCGAAAAGGCUCACUACACCACGAAAUACCAGAGCGCAAGAUCUCUGUUCCGAGGAACAAACCCACUGUCUCCAGCACAGGACGAGAGUGCGUCCCCUCCCCCUCCUCACCCUCCAGAAACCCCCAAUCUAACAACUCCACCCAUCGAUCAGGGAACUCUCUUGCGCGAUUACCACUCUCCAAACCUCCAGCCAAAAGCAAAUGCGAAGACUAGACGCAACCUACUCCUCUGUCCUCCAAAAACUCCGCGAACUCUCUAGCCUAGCCACACGUCUGCAGGAAAUAGGCGAGGUAGCAAAGUCUGCGGUUCAAGAAUUCAAUGCAGCAGACGCCCGCUACCAGCGUGAGUUCAAAUCGCAGAUUAGGGGUAUAGAGAGGUUCAAGGAUGAGCUGGGGAAUAUCGAAUCAUUGCGGAAGCGGCUGGCAGCGCAGAAAGAACGGGUUAGGGGAUACCAUGAGAGGCUUGAUAAAGUUCAGGAGAGGGUCGACAGACAUAAGGAGAUGGAGGUGGUUUGGAGGAGGAGGGCUUCUAGUAGUUACCCCCAUCCUUCAUGCUCUCCCUGCUUCCCAGUGUGGUGAUUUGUUGGUCUGUUGAUUGGUUUGGGAAGGAGGGGAGAGAAGCUAAUGUGGUGGGGACUCUUUAUAUAGGACGACUGAGACUACUAUGGGGCUUCAUUUCCAUCCUGGUCAUUCUCUGGUUACUGGCCACCGCCAGCAACGACUCAGACGCCCCCCUGCCGGACGACCGGCCACGAGUACUGCCGCAGUUAGCAAUGCCUACGCCUGAGCUCGCAAGGGAGUUGCUGGACAUCUCUAUAGUCGCCCCAAUGCUAUCAGAUGAAGCUUUGAACGAGUUGUAACAUAUCAUCGCCUCCUUUUUUGUUCGUUUCCACGUCCCUAGUGUUAAAGUUUGUUGUGCUAUACGCUGUGUAUCCGGAGAGGGCAUUGCGACCGGUGUUUCUUCUUUUGCUCUCUCUGUGUCGGGAUUGCGCUUUUAUUAACCCUGAUGGCUCGAAUACAUCUCUUUCUCCAAUAGACACAACCCCUCACUCGCGACAUGACACCCAAUGUGCCGUAGCCCUAUCACACGAUACCCUAACACCCAUACCCUAUCGGAACUUUACGUAACUUGAUCUAAACCACUCCAAUCGCGAUCCCAAAUCAACCAACCAACUGCCAAAUCCCGAGAAGGUCAUGUAAAAAUAAAAAUAAAAAAAGAGUACGAGACCAAUCUUACCGUGCCAUCCCUGGCGACCCCCUCUUCCUUCCUCCUUAGUCACCGACCAAUCAUUAUAUGCAAAACGCACCGGACCGACGCACCGAAACACAAAAAAGUUCGAGCAGAUGGAAGCUCUCGUUGCUUCCCUUCCCCAGCUCACAUCUCACAUCUCAAUCUUAUCAUUCCGAGGGAGGGACAGGAAGAACUGUGGCGACGGAUGAAUCAGAAUUUAGAUUACGAUCGGGAUGAAGGUGCGCGUGUUAUGGUA